AUAGGGACGUCGAGGCCAGUCGGGGUUAAGGCUGCGUCCCUGCACGACGGCCCCGCCGUUGAAUACAAUUGCUUACAACCGACAAAGGGGGCUUUCCAUCUCCGUCACGUCCAGCGUCGGGCUUUGUGUCGGCGUCAGGAGGCAGCCAUGUUGUCUGGCCAAUUCCGUGGCAUAGUUGACGAUGAUGGGCAGUGUGGCGAUUCCGUCCAUCACUCCCUUGUGCAGGAUGAGUGAUGGAUGCGCGUUUGGAAGCCAUCUCCCUCGAGAUAUAAAAGGGGCCUUCUUUCGUGGGCUUUGGGAAGACGGAUAUGAUUGUAGUUCAUUACAUCCAGCAUCCCUAAGAGCAUCUACCUACUACCCAGCUGCUAGAUAUCAACUCUUCGAUCCAUCACUCAAGGCCAUCUCCAACAACCCCUCCGCCCCUCUUCCAACAAAACCCCCUCUCGUCGCAAUGUCGUCCUCCAGCAGCACCCCGGUGUGGUUCAUCACGGGCGCUAGCAGCGGCUUCGGCGAAGCCGUGGCCAAGGAGGCGCUCGCGCGCGGCCACCGCGUCGUCGCCAGCGCGCGGUCGGCCGCAUCCCUCGCGGGCCUGGCCGCGACCGGCGCCGCCGUCAUGGCCGUCGACGUGACGGCCCCGGACGCCGAGCUGGCCGCCAAGCUAGCCGAGGCCGCGGCCGUGCACGGGGCCAUUACCCACGUUCUCAACGCCGCGGGCUACAUCCUCGAAGGCGCGGUCGAGGAGGCCUCGGCCGCCGAGUCGGCCGCCAUGUUCAACACCAACGUCCAGGGCGCCGUCAACAUCAGCAAGGCCGCCAUCCCACACCUCCGGCGCGCCGCGGCCGCAGCCGCAGCAUCAUCAGCCGCCGAUUCGUCGUCGUCGUCGCCCUCGCGGCCUACCCCCGUGCUCGCCAACUUUGGCAGCCUGGGCAGCUGGUUCGGCUCGCCCGCGUGCGCGCACUACUGCGCGUCCAAGUGGGCCGUCAGCGGCCUGUCCGAGGGGCUGGCGGCCGAGCUGGCGGGGCUGGGCAUCGCCGCCACCGUUGUGGAGCCGGGCUACUUCCGCACCGGCUUCCUCAACACGGCGGCCUCGGGGAGCAAGGAGCGCCGCGUCAGGACGGCGGGCCCGCUGCCCGACGUGUACGGGCCCGGCACGGCCGUGGGUGCCGUCCGGGGCGCGCUCGAGGGCUACGACAACGACCAGCCGGGCGACGUCGUCAAGGGCGCCAGGGUGAUCGUUGACGUGCUGACGGGCACGGGCGUGAGUAGCGGUCGCCAAGUGCCGCCCCGCAUCGUCCUGGGCACCGAUGCUCUCGAAGGGAUCCGAAAGAAGUGCGAGGAGACGCUGGCGCUGCUGAAGGAGUGGGAGGAUGUUGCACGCUCCACCGACUACUGAGUGCCUGCAAUAUGCUGUUCGCAGUGGGAGCAUGUUAGACUAGAUGUUUCAAGGUGUUAUAGACUCGGCGCUUGGAGAUUAGAAGUUAGAACGGUGAUAGGAUUAGAUUUCAUAGUCGCUGCUUAGAUUCAUUAGACCUAUUUGAGCCAUA
Molecule: messenger RNA, 1544 nt
Organism: Gaeumannomyces tritici R3-111a-1
Lineage: Eukaryota; Fungi; Ascomycota; Sordariomycetes; Magnaporthales; Magnaporthaceae
Product: 3-oxoacyl-[acyl-carrier-protein] reductase
Exons: 2
Coding region: 182-1393 (403 amino acids)
Molecular function (GO): oxidoreductase activity
Source: RefSeq, a predicted model, not a curated record